Messenger RNA from Homarus americanus (American lobster), 921 nucleotides. Its product is annotated as translation initiation factor IF-2-like. The transcript is spliced from 4 exons. Lineage: Eukaryota; Metazoa; Arthropoda; Malacostraca; Decapoda; Nephropidae. Bases 1 to 921 code for a protein of 306 amino acids. The record is from RefSeq and is a predicted model, not a curated record.
AUGUCCCAUUGUCCCAGAGUUCUAAAUAGUGCAAAACUACUGCAUCCAGGGACCCUACAGGUCUGGCUCUUCCAGGGGCCCUCCUACGGUCGGCGGCGCCCCCAGGUGCCCUUCCACGGGCGUCAGCGCUUACCAGGAGCGCUGGAGUCCCCACAGGCUCUCCCAGUGACAGCCGCCGUUCCAGGGGCCAUCCUAGGGAUGCCGGCCCUCCCAUGGGCGCUCCCUGGGGACGGUGUUGCUUUCAGGGGCCCUUCCAGGGAUUUCGGCUCUUUCAGGAACCCCCCCAGUGGCUCUCCUAGAGAUAGCGGCGCUCCCAGGGCACCUCAGAGGAACGGCGGCGUCCCCAUGGGCCCUGUUAGGGGCGCUGGGGACCUGUCAGAGGCGCUGGAGCCACCAGGGGCGGUCUUAGGAAUAACUGUAAUCCUAGGGGCCUUCUCAGGGAAGACAGCAUCGACAGGGACUCCUCCAGGAACAGCCGAGCUUCCAUGGGCCUCUCAGGGAGGCAACGCUCCAUGGGAACUUCGCAGGGACGGCAACACGCCUAAGGACCCUCACACGGACGGCGGCGUCCCCAUGGGCCCUAGGGACCCUUGGGGAGACACCGCCCUUAGAAGGGCCUCGAAAAUGCGCCACUGCCGUGGUAUGGCCCCUGGUGGUCCCGCCGUCCCUGAGAACACCCCUAAAGGUGCCCCCGUCCCUGUAAGGGACCCUGGGGUCGUUGCUAUCCCUGUGGUGGGUCAUUUGGCCAUGCAAGGGACGGGGUCGCCUCAGGUACGUUCACAGGACAGUGGUGCUCCCAGAGGCACUGUCAGCGGCGGUAGCGCCUUCAAGGGCCCUUCCGGCGGCGGUGGCUCCCCAGGCACUCUUUAUGGGGCGCCCCACCUGCUCAGGGACCCUGCCGGUGCCUAUGGGUCACAAUAG